GGGUGGUCCUGCGACCAGCGUGGGCCUUGGGUCGGCCACAGGGGGCGCCUCCUACGGGAAGGCCUCCUGCUAGUGGCACACCCGCGGGCGUCCAGGAGGAGCCGGCAGUCUUGGUGUGUGUCCUGGGAGCCCGCGUUGGGGUGCGGUAGGUGCCGUUGAGCCCGCCGCCGCUUCACCCCUGGACAGUUAGAACCCCGAACUGCUUCCUAAACCCCAACAGGAAUGAGUGUGCCAGGAAUUCUGCCCCUCGGGGUGAUAGACAAUUCAGGCGGUAGGAGUGGGAAGCCAGAGUCGGGUGACUGCACCGCCAGCCGGCUGGAGUGGGGCUUGGGCCCUGGACAAGUUGCUCAUCUGUGCUAGUUGUUUGCAUCGUCUCAGCUUCUGGCCAGAUGAGUGGCACCAGCACCAAGAGAGCGCCCACCACCGCGACCCAGCGCCUGAAGCAGGACUACCUCCGAAUCAAGAAAGACCCGGUGCCUUACAUCCGUGCCGAGCCCCUCCCCUCCAACAUUCUGGAAUGGCACUACGUGGUCCGAGGCCCUGAGAUGACGCCCUACGAAGGCGGCUACUACCACGGAAAGCUAGUCUUUCCCCGAGAAUUCCCUUUCAAACCUCCGAGCAUUUACAUGAUAACCCCCAACGGGAGGUUCAAGUGCAACACGAGGCUGUGUCUUUCCAUCACGGAUUUCCACCCAGACACGUGGAACCCGGCCUGGUCUGUGUCCACCAUCCUGACCGGGCUCCUGAGCUUCAUGGUGGAGAAGGGCCCCACCCUGGGCAGCAUAGAAACCUCAGACUUCACGAAAAGACAACUGGCUGCACAAAGUUUAGCAUUUAAUUUGAAAGACAAAGUCUUUUGCGAACUGUUUCCUGAAGUCUCAGAGGAAAUUAAACAGAAGCAGAAAGCACAGGACGAGCGCGGCUGCAGACCCCAGGCUCUCCCCCUCCCAGACGUGGUUCCGGAUGGCGACGCGCACCAUGGCCAGAACGGGCUCCCGCUCCUCAACGGGCACGCGCCGGGCGCCGGGCCACACCUCGCUGGCCUGCAGCAGGCCAACCGGCACCACGGACUCCUGGGCGGCGCCCUGGCGAACUUGUUUGUUAUAGUUGGGUUUGCCGCCUUCGCCUAUACGGUCAAGUACGUGCUGAGAAGCAUAGCGCAGGAGUGAGCUGUGCGCACGGCCGGCGGAGGCGGUCGGAAGCGAGGCUGCCGGGCCCGGGCUUGACGCUGGCUGGACGUGCCGCCGGGCGCAGACGGACCGGCCUGACUCCCGGGGUUAGCUUUUUAAAACCUGUAAGAGGAAAACAAAACCGAAGUGUGUGGUUCGGAUGCGGAGCAGACACGAGGUCGGGCGCCUGUCCUCGCCCGGGGCUGCUGCGGGCCGUGGAGCUCGGCGUCGAAGACGAGGGCCUCACGCUUUGGUUUUUACCGCUUAUGUUCUGUGUCGUCUCUUGGACUUGUUUUAGUAAACCCGUUUUUCAUUUUAUUAGAUUUGGUCACUUAAAAAUACAAAACUCGAUGCCCACAAA
Molecule: messenger RNA, 1530 nt
Organism: Pteropus alecto (black flying fox)
Lineage: Eukaryota; Metazoa; Chordata; Mammalia; Chiroptera; Pteropodidae
Gene: UBE2J2
Product: ubiquitin conjugating enzyme E2 J2
Exons: 7
Coding region: 390-1169 (259 amino acids)
Source: RefSeq, a predicted model, not a curated record